AUGAUGCAGAUCAAUUUGAUUCGUGUUGGAGGAAGAAUUGGUUUAAUCGAUAUACCAUUUGAGUCGAAGCACCAAAUGAUAAUCUCGCCGAAACACUACAUUGCACGACUCAUAAUUCAACACAUUCAUCAUACAAACUUCCAUGUUGGACAAAACGCCACACUAGCACUAUCAAGACAAAAUAUUUGGAUUCCUACUGGAAAAUCUUAUGUGAAGAAUUUGAUAAAUGCAUGGACAUACUGCAAAUCAAAGAAAGUCAAGCCAAUGUCACCACUUAUGGGAGAUCUACCAAUCGAUCGUUUUGCUGUAGGUGAACCAUCAUUUAAUCGAUCAGGAGUAGAUUACUUUGGUCCGAUGAUUGUCAAGAGAAGUAAGAGGACAAGACCUUCAUCUGGAACCGUGAAAAGGUAUGGAGCAUUGUUUACCUGCAUGACGUCACGUGCCGUUCAUAUUGAGCUAGCUGGAGAUUUAUCGACAGAUAGUUUCAUCCUUGCACUUCGACGUUUUAUCUCAAGAAGAGGAAACCCCAAAACAAUCACCAGCGACAACGGAACCAACUUCGUCGGCGCAAAUCGUGAACUAAGAGAGCUGGUAACGAAUCUGAAUGAGACAAAACUUCGAAAAAAGUUAACAGAGAAUAGUAUCGAAUGGAAGUUCAACCCACCAUUUUCACCAUGGAUGAAUGGAGCGAUGGAAUCUAUGGUAAAAAUCACUAAACGAGCGUUGAAAGCGAUAGUUCGUGAUCGCGUUUUCACCGAAGAAGAGUUACGUACAUUCUUCACUGAAGUAGAAGCAACAAUCAAUAGCCGACCGUUGAUUUCUAGCAGCAGUGACGCAGAUGACUACCAAGCACUAACGCCAAAUCAUUUUCUCAUUGGAAGAGCGUCGCAAAAUACACCUGUAGAUUCUGUAUUUACAGACCUCGACGAUCCCAAAAGAUGGAGAGCCGUACAGGCUGCUUCAAAAAUGUUUUGGAAUAGAUGGAGAAAGGAAUACCUGCCUUCUUUGACAACACGUGCUAAAUGGAAUACAAACGACGACCAAAUUAAGGAAGAAGAUCUCGUGAUAGUUAGAGACCAGAACGUCUUAAAAAAUCAUUGGCCGCUGGGACUUGCGAAAAUCUUUCUUGGCUGCGAUGGCAUCAACAGGGCUGUAGAAGUGAAAACUGCUGACGGAAAUUACAUUCGUCCCAUCCGAUCACUUGCGUUACUGGAACGCAGUGCUAAAUGA
This is a messenger RNA of Hydractinia symbiolongicarpus, 1230 nucleotides long. RefSeq lists its product as uncharacterized. The coding region runs from base 1 to 1230 and encodes 409 amino acids. The transcript has a single exon. NCBI's taxonomy places the organism in Eukaryota, Metazoa, Cnidaria, Hydrozoa, Anthoathecata, Hydractiniidae. Gene Ontology annotation, biological process: DNA integration. Gene Ontology annotation, molecular function: nucleic acid binding. The record is from RefSeq and is a predicted model, not a curated record.